Messenger RNA from Mugil cephalus (flathead mullet), 2777 nucleotides. Its product is annotated as THAP domain-containing protein 2-like. The coding region runs from base 58 to 693 and encodes 211 amino acids. The record is from RefSeq and is a predicted model, not a curated record. NCBI's taxonomy places the organism in Eukaryota, Metazoa, Chordata, Actinopteri, Mugiliformes, Mugilidae. The transcript has 6 exons.
CUUGGACCGGUCGAAGUAAACCUACACAGCAGCCAGCUACUACGUUUCUGAAGCAUCAUGCCGGAGCAUUGUGCAGCGUUCUCCUGUAAAAAUCGGCGGACCGUACAAAACAAGACACGGGGAAUUACUUUUCACAAGUUUCCCAAAGAUGUAGAGUUACGCAGGAAGUGGGACAUUGCUGUGAGAAGACACAGAUUCACCAGCAGCAAGUCCUCUGUGCUAUGCAGUGAGCACUUCAAGGCAGAGGAUUUUGACAGGACAGGACAGAUCGUACGACUUAAAGAUGGAGUCAUUCCAUCUGUCUUUAGCUUCUCGGCUCAUCUCCAAAGACCACAGAAAGCUAGGACCACCUCCACCUCCAAAAAAGCUAAGGAAAGCCUGUCAGUGCCUUCACUGCACGACUCAGAAACCUCAGCAUCACUCCCACACCCUGAAAUCGAUCAUAGCUAUGCAUUGCCUGGUUGUCUGAAUUCUCUGAAGGCCAUAAUCAAUAGAUCCAUGGAAAGAGUGGAAAGCCUGGAGAGAGAGAGAAAGAAUACUAAGGCAAGGGAAAAAAGGGCAAGGAUUUCAAUGAAAUGUCUCUUGGAGGAUUUGAGGGAGAAGAACCUCUUAAGUGAAGAGCUCAAAGAGAGGCUGGAUUUCUACUCGGGUGCUUCUCUGUUAUUGGGUUCGUCAUCAACAUUGACGCUCUAAUGUUGAUGAUUCCUGAGCUGCUCCAAGGUCAACAGUAUGUCCUCGCAUACCAGGUUCAGCCAUGAUCACUUGGAGCUUGUUUUUAAUUCAAUCAGAGCCUCAGGGGGGUGGAACAAUAAUCCUACUGCGCUCCAGUUCCAGUCCAUCUUCCGCCGUCUGAUGGUUUGGUGUGGUGUACCACCUAGUCAGUCAGGCAACGUGGCGGCACAGGGUGAUGCUGUGUCCCUGUCGACAGUGGAGAUGUCAACUGCUGAAUUGUUUGAAGAGCUUCCAUCUCCAUCUGCCAACAUUCCAGCCGUUGUUUGUGACAGUUAUCUGCCCACUCGGUUUGGAGGCCUGGUAGACAACGCUCUUGUCUACAUUGCAGGGUUUGUUGUCCGACAGUUUCUUUGAAAGUUGCCAUGUGUGUCGUGCCAGCUUGAUGGAUAUUGCUGUAUCGUUGACAUUUGACGAGAGCUACCGCCUCCUGGCAUUAAAAAAUAAUGGUGGGUUGGUGAUUCCAUCAGAGGGCACAGUGAGGGUUGUGAUAGCAGGUGAUUGGCCAGGCUUCAACAAUGCAAGCUUCAAAUGUAUCGGUAUGUUACAAGCAUUGUCAAGGAAGAGAUUGGCACAGAGGAUGUUUUCUUGCUCAGGGAACACAUUGAGGAGAAACAGUUUGGCAUUGAUAACUAUCAUUCAAACUUGUUAUGUCUGUGUUAUUUAAAAUAAGGCGUCAACGCAUCACCAAACUCACCUCUCUUACAUUGCAGGGUGAUGGUACAAAAAAUAAGCAAUUCAAAACUGUCCUGUUUCAAGGGGUUUAGCUCAAUCCCUUUCACCAAGGAAUAGGUAACAUAGGUUAUUAGGUUACAUAAGAUUGAUUAGUGAUGGAUAGUUGAGGUUUUGUGGAGCUUGUGGCGCUUCAACCAAACUGUGUUGAUACUGUCAGUGUUGCGCAAUAGUGACAUCUGCUGGAUUUUGAGCAUCACUGCAAGCAGCCUAGUUGAGUGACUCAACUGACAUACUGACUCAAUGACCUAGUAUAUACAACAAUAUUAUUUAAGUUAUUGUAUUAUUUUAUAUCUUAUCAGAGGGUCUGGGUUUUUAUUGAAGGAAAAAAAGUUUUUCCAGUGUCUUGGCAUUCGGAUUACUUUUUUUUUUUUUUUGAUGCAACUUACAACUGCACAUUCUGAUUUCAGCCUAUUGGCUGCUUCACUGCAUUUGAAUGAACUACAAAACCUGAGUGAGUCUGGAAGUGAUGAUGGGUUCACCACUCUUAAUAACUCCAGAUUGGAAGAAGUGUCUGUAAGUUGUCACAGAGGGUGUUUAUGGAUGUGUAUUGCUGCAUGUAUGUGCAAAUUUUAAGCAUUACCCUCAAGUGCAAGAUAUAGCAUUUUCAUACGGGGAUGACCUUUGAUCUCGAAACUCUUCUCCUCAGACAACUCCACUGUAGCUUGAUAGAAAGGAGCAAGCACAAGAAGUGUUUCUCCUAUGAUGAUAAACUCGUCAGCCAUAAGUGGAGUUAUGUCUGUUUUUCUGUCAGUUUCAGGGUUGGCUAUCCCGUCCGUCUAUUGCUGAACUUGUGCAAGCUUCUCUUUGGCUGUGGUGCUUGAUCUGAAGUAUGUUACGAUUUGCCUAGAUUUGUGUCUGAUGUAAGUAGGGAUUUAAUCACACAAUUUCUUUACUAACAGAUUUAGAGUGCGUGCAAUGCAACUUGAAUGCUGAAUUUGGAGACUUUUGUAGAUGAAAUUGUGUUUGGUGCUACGUUGUGCUUGAAAAAAUCUGAUUCUUUUGGUAGAGACACAUCUUGUUGGCAAAUGGCAGAUGCACUGCCUUAUGAACAGUUUGGCGCCUCAGUAAGAGACAAAACGGCAGCUGUGUCGGUCACAUGACUAAGAUUGAUUAGAUGAGAAAGAAAGGCUGUAGAUGGCAUAUGUUUUCAGUUUGUUACAGAUGACAUUGUAUAUUGUGUGAAUAACUUAAUGUAACAGAUGUAUUUAUGUAUUUCAAAUAUCUUUGUGUAUACACAGUGAUUACACUGUCGGUGUUUACAUGUAUGAAUAUGUUGGUCUGAAAUAAAGUUUAUACAAUUGUCAAACUCAAAA